This is a messenger RNA of Xyrichtys novacula (pearly razorfish), 11681 nucleotides long. NCBI's taxonomy places the organism in Eukaryota, Metazoa, Chordata, Actinopteri, Labriformes, Labridae. The record is from the annotation of a GenBank genome assembly.
AAGGCUGCAAUUUGGGGCAAUAUUUUCUAAAGAAUAAUUUAUUUAAGUAGCGUUAUAUGGCAGUUAACAUUCAGCUGUUUUGUCAAUACAGGCAUAAGAGCAUUUACUUGCAAAACAAAAUGUGUCAGAAGAGGAGGGAGAUGUUUUGGUAAUGUAGUCAGCGGAAAACACUCUCAGUUGCAAAUGGGUUCUCAUUAGGCUCACAAGAGCUGCACUGUCUGAUUACAAGCUAAUUAGCAGCUCAUUUCAUGCAUGGUAAGUGCUGUUAGAAUGGGGCCCUGAUUUGAUUCCCUGCCCAGCCUUUUAUUUUCAGCCUUGUAAUUCAGUUUAGCUCUCACUGCUUUGUCGAAUGUUAAACUUUUCUGCUGCAGCUUUUCAAUAAAGAUAUUAGGCUUUUCUAUUAGCUUGAGUGUAUGUGGGUCUUACACAGGGGUUCCCAGAAAGAUGAUGGAUUCCCACUCUGGCAUGUAUCUCAUCUGUCCUUUUAGUUUCAGACAGCGGCUCCCAUCACCCCAGCUCUCCAUGGCAUUAGCGCUGUUACCGUCUAACAGAGGAGUAGGAUGCAACAUCAGCAAGACAAACAUUCAUACAAGCAUUAUGGGUUAAAUUAUCAGUCCUGUGUAAAUCGCAUUACCAUAGUGUAGCAGUUAUGUUUUUUAAAGACGUAGUGUUGUAGGGUCUAAGUAUCACCCUCAUAGCUCUGAAUUCAACAAGAAGCUGUUUGCAGCUGAUUGGCACAGGCCAAACUGUAAAAUGUGGAUAAAUAGUUGAGCUUUCCACUUGUUUUCACUUGCUCUUUCUCUAGGAUGGAAGUAUUGACUUCCUGGAGUGGUCAGUGGUAGCUUUUUGAAAGUUUGCAAAAGGGGUAGAAUUAUAAAUCACUUGUUAAAAACACUGAGUCGAAAGGUGCUGUGCAGACGUGGUAGGAGAUGUGUUCUUCCUUUACUUUUGGACACAUCUGAGAAACAUUUUUCCUCUUUUUUUAUACUUCGCUAAGUUUUCCAGCUGUAGCUCCACUCAGACAUACAGUCAUGUUAGUAACUUACAUGCUUGCAACAAUUUAAUGUCUUUAUCCAAGAAAGCAAAGAAGUGUAUUUCCCAAAAUGAUUAACUAUAUUGACAGUUGUUGGGUUUUUUUUUUCUAUACCAAUCAGACUUGAUCAGUUACUGUAUGCUCUGGUCUUUCUAUGUGUCUUUUUUCUCGAAAACAGAGUGGUCAGGACCUUUGUAAUCAUCUCCAAUGAUUGACUGGAAAGCCAUAAGCUCCACGUCUACAUCUGCAGAGCGAUUAGCAUUUUCAUAGUCAGAAUCUGUGGAAAGAAAGGGAAAACAAUCAGAGACACGUUCUCAUUACACAAGGAUAUGGAUCAAUUCCAUGCAUCACAAAAUUCUUCAAUUUCUGCAACUUCAAGCUUUAGCAAAAUAUUCAAGGAUUAAAGUUGAGCUUACACAUAGGAACAAAUUUAAUGCUAUGGCAUGCCUGCUCUUCGUUGCAAUAAAAAUUUGAAGUGUGUUUUUUCCAACUGACUACAGUGACAUACUGUAGAUCUGACCACUAGCCAGCAAGUCUUUGCACACCAGAAACACACCCCUGCGAGCGUUUGCAUGGCUCCCACUCUUACUCUGGACUCGAUUGUGAAGGUUCCUCUCUCUCUUCACAGGCUCCUUGGACAUGAUCUCAAACAGGUUAUUGGGGUGGGAAAUGAUCUAGAAAUAGAUCACUCAGUUGUCAUUAUCCUGCACAAGGUUGGUUAUUUUACACAGAAUAUUAGCUGAUGUAUAUGGCCUAAGUUGACCUGGCUCUGGACAGGUAGAUAAUGGUCUUACCAUGUUCCAUGUGAACUCCACUAGGGGGCGAGCUAGCAGGAAGGCAUCAUUGAUUUUCUUCCCAUCCAGAUCAGGGAAGACUGUAGCCAGGCCUGAGCCAACAUUGUGCACCACCAUGUCCUAAAGAUUUAAAGAAUUACAGCUGCUGUACAAACCUCAAUUCUUCAUCUGUCUAUUUAGAAACGUAACUAAACAGAUUACCUGUCUGAAGACGAUGUUGAAGGGGAAGACCUCAAAGAAGAAGUCUGAGGUGAUGGGCAGAAUCUCUUGCUCUUCCUCAUCCUCCUUCAUGAUGUAGCGGUAGGCUGAGUUGUCAAAGUUCAGUCUACACAAACAAACAGAUCAACAAUUUUCAUAUAGGCCUAAAAUCAUCAUUGCAUUUCCAAGAGGGGAAUAUUACUUUGCUUGAAAUUCACAAUUAACUAACACUUGCAGCACAUAGGAGCUAAGUAGUGGCAAUUGAGAUGGAUGAGAAGCGUAAUAGGGUUUGUAACCAUUGGUUUGGGGAACUACAUCGCUUCCCUCUUAAAAUAGAGAGGAAAAAAGCUUAAAAUUAACUAAAAAAUGUAUUUAUCAACAGAACCAAAGUAAAUACACUUCCUUCAUUGUGUGUGUGUGUGUGUGUGUGUAUGUGUGUGUGUGUGUGUGUGUGUGUGUGUGUGUGUGUGUGUGUGUGUGUGUGUGUGUACCGCAUGGUGACAUGGGAGUAGUCUCCGACCAUUUGCUCAGACAGCACCUCCACAUGAAUGUCAGUAUCAUAAAACUGUUUCCCCAUCUGCCGGAGUUGACCCAUGGCGUAGUGCAGGUAGCCUUUGCGCUUACUCCUGCGGGUCGCACAUACACACAAACAGAUAAAAGAUCAACGUCAGUCUAAAGGAUGUAAUCACACAGCUUUCAGCCUGUCAGCUCCUACUUUUAUCUCUGAUGCCCAUUCAUCUAUCACUCUCUACUCUCAUCCUUCAGACCUGUAGUGCAGGGUGACUCCGGUGGCAGACUCCUCCUGGCAGAAGAAGGUUGGAGGUUGCACCUUGGGGUAGCUGAAGCGAAGGUACUCAUGCAGAUUAUCGAGGCCGUUGACAAAGUCACGAACAUGGCGGCCCAAAACCUGAUGAAGGAAGAGUGAAAAGUGUGACAGAUAAUGUCUCCAGUAUUUCUAACUUUUUUAUUUUAGUGCCCAUAACAGGAACUUUUGAAUGAUUUACGAUGAAAGGUCAGUAUGCCCAUAAUGUAGAGAGCUACUCAGCCUGCUGUUAAAUUUUCUCUGUGGUUUAUUUGGGCUCAAGGGUAAUCAAGUCUGGAAAAUUUAGGACCAAGCUUGAUCCAUAACAGUAACCAUAAGUCAGGAUAUUGUGCACUUUGCUGCUGUUGACCAAUCUUUAAUAAAAACAUAUCAUUUAUGAGAAAGAAAUCACCAGCCACUUGCAAAAAUGGUAGUUUGAGAGAAACAGAGUAUGCAGGAUAAUUUCCCCACCCCUUUGAAAUCACAGCAGAGUUUUAAAUCUUUACCUUCAGGAUCCUGUCAUAGCCAUAUUUCCCCACAAAGCCCAGGAAAUAUACACCCCAGGAGUUCAUCAGCUCAUUGUAAGGUGUGCCUGUCACUCCACUGGCAGCCUUCGCAAUGCGAGGUAUCACACUCUCACUAUACACCUGCAGACACACAUAUAUAGAAGUUAUUAUCAGAGAAAGAAGAAAAAAAGAUGUUUUCACAUUAGGAGUAGGGCGCCUCAGAGAAAAGUAGGCAGUGUGAUAAAUACAUAGGCAGGCAGUGAAAGUAUUGUUAUGCGGAAUCAUCUUACAGACACGGUACCUGGUGGGUGACAAAGGAGUGUAACCUGACAUCUGCUCUUUCUCUGACCAGCUUCCAGACAUCAUCACCAUACGACUCCUUAAUGAAGUCGUGCAGACUCUCACACAGCAGCCCGUACAUUGUGUCUCUCUUAAAGCUCGAUCUGAGCGCUUUCAAGACAGCUCCCCAAGUGAUUGACUUCAAACAAUCCUCCCAAAGGCACCUGCAAGCAGAUAAAAAAAAAUUCUGAAAGAUGAUUUUUUUUCAAGCCUGCAUCUGAAUUUUAAUGCGUUUAGCUUUGAGCGUGAAGCUAUAAAAAGCCAAAUGUUAAAUUCUGCUGCUUUUGUUUUCUCCUGUUCUCAGCACUAACCUGUAGAAGUGAACUCUUCGUCAGAAUGACUGACCAAACACAGUUUCAUCUGAAGGCUAACAGGGCUCAUGCUUUUAAAGGUAGCAUAAUUGCACAAGCUCUUGAGUCUGAAUGGGCCUCUAUUGUUCUUGUGGCAGCUGUCAGAGCCUGGUGGCCGUGCUCCUCUCUCCAUGUGACAUGAACACACUCCAGUGGCUGCCUCUCAAACACAGGUGACACCAGUCACAAGAAUUCAUUGCGUUUCUAUUAUCUUUAUUGUCCCUUUUCAGAAAAUGGCUCUUUAAAAUCCCUGAGACAUUAUGUGCAACACUUAUUGUAUUAUUUGUAAUGAAGUGUAAUCAACUUUAGGUUAGAAAAGCCUGAGAUUAACGGAUUGAUUUUGAUCACUGAGGCUCUGUUUGACUGUGCUGUGAAAAUGCCCAAAUUCUAUUAGUUAAAUGAAGGGAAAGGUGUAUUCUGGUUUCUCCUUUCUCCAUUCAGCUGAAUAUCAUUUGAACUUUGGAGAGACUGUGAGUGAGCUUUUAAUGCCAAGGAACUAGUCAAUCCUGACAAUGUGUUUGCAGAUGAUUUUUUCUGUGACUCAGGGUGACUCCACAUUUCCCUUCAGAGUUCUGGAGGCUUCCCACUGAUGGAAAAGUGGCAGUGAGAUGCGGGGCAGGUGCAAAAUCGAUAUCCAAUCUCAACAGGGUUAAGGAAAAUGUGUGUUCUUCCCUCAAGGCUCCUCCUGAGCUCAAUGAAUCAAUUUUUAGGGGAAAAAAAGCACCAGGAUAAAGACUAACUUCAGUCUUAAAAGGGCAACAAAAUACAAAGUUAAAGGGCAUCUCUUCUAAAGUGCAAUUGUAUACUACACAAGUAGUUUCAAGGCAUUGGGUAAGUCAGCCAAUGAAUGUAAAACAUAAGCAAAAACACUGUUGCUCUUAUUUAUUUUAACUUUAAAGAUCGGUAACUGAUGGGCAUGCUGAAUGAGGUGAAGUUGAUGUAGUGCAAAAGAAAGGAUGUUGAAGCUCUUGAGUUCAACCUUUGACCCCACACUGUAAAAUUCUCUCCUCUGAAUUUAUUGUGUUGUUUGUCAUUUACAAAGUAUAUGAGCGUAAAACAUCUCCACGGUGAUUUUGUUAGAAGGUAGAAAAGGGAGAGAGGAAAUGGGUUGUGUCUGUGUGAGUGUCGAUGUCUGAAGAGGACAGUUUGGAUGUUUCGCCUCUCUGACAGCUCAGUGUCACUGUCUGGACAGCAGCUGCUUUUGCCCACACACAGACACAGACACAGACACAGACCCACAUGCACACACACACACACACACACACACACACACACACACACACACACACACACACACACACACACACACACACACACACACACACACACGUAAGGCAUCAAAUUUUUAUUAUGAAAGAGACUUAGGGUCAGGAUGUAAAUCUUAAUACUUACCCCUUCCCCUCAAUUGCCCUUUUUAUUUCCUCCCCCCUCAGUCAAUCCUCACCCUCUUAUUCCUCUGCUAAAAUAACCCCUAUGAGGUCAGUGCCCAAGGCAUCCUGGGACGAGUUUUAUACGGACUGUUGCCUCCCGACUGAAGAGUGUCAGAGGGGAGUGUGGAAGCAUCCCAGCUUUAGUGCCGGAUACACCACAGGACAACCCAGACAAGCUCUGACUGCAGACACGGACAGACAGGUGAGUACUAAAGGGGAGGCCAGUUCAGUGCUUUACUGUGACUGAGAUAGACAAUGAGAAGUAGCACUGACCUAAAGUAGUGUUAGUAUGGAAGCCAUCUUGUCCUUAAAUGAACUGUAAACAGAGAGCUGAUUAACAGAGACAGCUGAUUCUCUGAGGUUUUGCUGCAAAGUGACAUUGUUUUGAAGUCACCCAUUACAUUUUUGAAAGAAAGAAACCUAAAUUUCAAGAGGAAAACAUAAAUACUGUUAUUUGGUGACAACUCAAUGACAUGUCCUCUUUAUCAGCCUAUAAGGAAGGACAUAUUUAAGUUAACAAUAACAGAGGAAACCCAAAGAUGUGUUUAUGCCUUGUUUCUGUCACUGGGUUAGCAAUAUGUAGAGGUUGUGUUGAAAAUGUGUGAAUAAAAAGGAUUUCAAAACUGCAGUUUACAAUAACCCUUGCAAAAAUCGAUGUUGCAGUGUAUGUUGUAGAAAGAAGAUGAUGAUGCAUGCUGGGCUGGAUGACGUAACAAAGCAGAGGAUGAUGCAGGCCAGAGCUCUGUCCAGGGAAGCCAGGGGAGGUAAGAUUUGAUGGGAUGCAAUUGUUUGAUUUUGUACCUAAAAUACUGGCUAUACUUUAAUAUUAGGAAAUAAACUAACUCAGAAGUUAGUCAACAUGGUAACCAGUAUGUAAAUCAGUGCACAACCUGGUGUUAGUUUGCAUGCGACUGUCAACAACCUGACUUGCUCUGGUGUGCGUUUACACCAAUAUUAUAAUUGUCACUCUGUGUGAUCACAGCAUGGGGCUGUCAGAUAUAGUAGAGCCCAACAUCAAAGUGUGCUGUGCCCACAGCCUGGGGACACAUGCCAUGUGCUACAACUAAAUCCCAGGAGUGCCUGUGCGUUGUUGAAUUCUCCAAACAUAUCUGCAGGGACACUCCCAUUUGCACACUUUGUUUUCAGCACUUUCUGCCAGGAACACUUUGAAACCAAAGUCCCCUAAACUCAGCAAAAUGUGACUCCCACCACUGAAUUUUCACACGGGCCGAUCAAAGGCAGCUCCUCAAGGGUGGCACAUGCUCAGACUUCUCCCAACACUUUUCACGUCUCAGAAAAAGGGCCAUCCGUUUGUACAUGACUCUUUCAUCCAAAGAUCCUAUUUAUAUGCCCGGUUACCCCUGCAACCCAGACCACAACAAACAUUACGCACCCCUUGACAUCAUCUCCAGGCUAUUUCAGACCCUCUGCAGUGCCAUGAUUUAACACGAGAAGAGACCUCGAGCUGAAGCUGUGCAGAUAUCAGCUUAGUGAUGCUGCACAUGCUUUGGAUUUUUUAUAUCAGCACCCUUCAGCUGUUUUACGUUGACAGAAACAAGAAGAUCAGAGGAGACAUUAAGAUUUGCCAAAGGUCCUUAUUAGUCUGUGUUGCUUCCAUUCUCUCUCCAAAUAUCUGGAGGUUGCUAUUAUCAUUGCAUUUGCACUAAUAACUACAUGUCAUGAAGAGUUUGUGCAGUUAGUGUCACCACACCGCAUAGAUUUGUCUGUUCUAGUAUUCUGCUCUAAAACUGCAAAGGAAUAUGUAACCUAAUCCCUCAUUAGAGCUCUUUGGUUUGUGUGUGUUGUUGCAAAGGGGGUCUGAACCUGGGGAAGAAGGUGAGCGUUCCCAAGGAUGUGAUGAUGGAGGAGCUCAACCUUCCAUCAAAUCGAGGCUCUCGUAUGUUUCAAGAAAGGCAGAAGAGGGUUGAGAGAUACACGGUGGAGAACGCCCCUGUUGGUUCUUCUUACAUCGUAAACAAUGUAAGGACCCAAGAGAUGAUGGAUAGCACACAGUGAUUCCUAUCCUGUUCACUUCCUGCAACACACACCCAUAAUUAAGUCUUUGUAUGUCUAAUCUAAUAGUUAAUGGGUCAGUAAAGUUUAGCAGCUUUCCAAACUGAUCAAAGUAAAGCAAUUAAAAAGCCAGUGAUGUCUGAACUGUCUCUCCUCUGAGCUGUCUGCUGUCUCAUUUGCAGCAACAGGCGUCAAACUUCUUACCUCAUUAAUGACAAUAAUGGGACAAAAGUAAGGAAGUACAUUGCAUUCACUGGAUUAGAACAAAAUCAGACACCUCAUAUCAUAAUAACAAGAUAAGGUGUCUGUUUAUCCAGUGAAUGCAAUGUGCUUCUGUGUUAAAGGGACCACCUGGAUGUUUUUAAUGAGAGGAAAAUCCUUUUGAUAGGAAAUGUUACAGAGACACUCCUGCCAAAAAAACUUAAAAGCAGCAGAUGCUGAGUUUUUUUUUAAAACAUCUUCACUUCCAGACUCUGUCUAAACAAUAAAACAAUCUUUCUCUUUUUUUGUCAAAAUUUGUAAGCUUUAAUUCCAAUUUUAUCCAACCCUGAUAACCAAAAUGUUUUUUUUUUCAAACUUUUGAAAGCUUCUCCCAGAGCUUAGUAAAAACAUAAUACAGACAGUACAGCCUGUUUCCACAGGCUGAGUUGUACUUUUGUUUAAAAAAAAAACGUUGAAGUUGAAAUGCAUAAUUGGAGUCGUGGGAUUCUGUCGAAGCUUUUACAACAGAUUUUUAAAGAAAGGCUUCCUCCCUCUGACCAUCAAGGCAAUGAACUCGAGUGUUUUUUCUGCCCAUAAAACCUCUUCAAUAUCUUGUUUUGUAAUCAAUAUUUCCAUCUUCCAUUCUCUUUACCGUUGUGUCACUUCUCUUCUGCUGUUUUACGUUCAUCCAUCUAUCCAUUACCUCAGCGCUUAAACAGAUCCUUCAUUGUUUAGGGGCAAUCCAAGCUGUCACUGGGCAAGAGGGUUCACCCUAGACAGGUUGCCAGGCAAUAGUUUAUAAUAGUAUAGUAUAGUAUAGUAUGGUAUGGUAUGGUAUAGUAUAGUAUAGUAUAGUAUGGUGUAGUAUAGUAUGGUAUGGUAUGGUAUGGUAUGGUAUGGUAUAGUAUAGUAUAGUAUAGUAUAGUAUAGUAUAGUAUAGUAUAGUAUGGUAUGGUAUGGUAUAUUAUAUUAUAGUAUAGUACAGUAUUGUAUAGUGUAGUAUAAUAUAGUAUAGUAUGGUAUAGUAUAGUAUAGUAUAGUAUAGUAUAGUAUUGUAUUGUAUAGUAUAGUAUAGUAUAGUAUUGUAUUGUAUUGUAUUGUAUAUUAUCAAUCAAUCAGACUUUAUUUGUAUAGCACUUUUCAUACAAAACCGAUGUAGCUGUAGCAUGUCGCAGUAUAGUAUAGUAUAGUAUAGGGUUGGAUUGUAUUGGGUUGUAUUGUAUAGUAUUGUAUGGUAUUGUAUUGUAUGGGAAAAGCACACCUAUAGAAUUGCUUGAAAUAGAUCUGACCUUGACUGUCCCUUCCUCAGGAGUAUUUGGAGUCAGUUCCUCCCCCACAGAUCAUCCAAGAGCAGCAGACAGGAAAAGAGAACCAGGCUUUCUCCAUCCCUGGUAAGCAUAGCCUGGUCAUGAACCUUCAGAAGACUAUAUCAAAGAAGGGCAGUCCAGAAGUCCUCGCUCCAGGUAAAUGUUGAUACAGAGUGAAGAAAGGAUUGCCUCAGACUGCGCCAAAUCAUAGAAGUAGCUCUCUCCAGUGCCAACUGCUUGGGCAGUGCAUGGACACAAUAUAUCACUUUGAUCAGCUACCACAUUUUUCUCAUAUAGAAAUGAAUUUAGCAAAUAAAUUGGUUUUAUUUUAACAAGUGCAAGCAGUUGGCAGUCUGCAAGGAGCAUAUUUCAGUGCUGAAUGCUGUUGUAAAUUGAGGCCGUGCUGCAGUCUGACUGACAGGAAGCUAAGCUCUGUUUGUUAUGGGGGAUUCACACUGAGAUAUAAUUACUGUAGUUUCUAUUGUUGACAGGAGUCACAUCAAAGAAAAGUAAAAGUGUAUCAUGAUGCAUGGAUAGAGCUUGCUUUCUUUGUCUAAUGGUGGUUUUGUGAUUACAUUCAAAAAUCAUGGAGAGUUUAUUUUUGAGUCCUUUAAAUUAGAUUAAAAUUUCUCCAAAUGAAGUAACUGCUUUCAUUUUAAUAACUUGACACAAGACAUUUAUUUCUUUCAGGAUAUUCAGGCCCUCUGAAGGACAUACCAAAAGAAAAAUUUAACACAACAGUCAUCCCUAAAUCCUACAGUUCCCCAUGGACGGAGGCUUUGAGAGGUAAUGAAGAGCUCCUGAACUCCCUUAACACUCAGCUGCCAGAGCUGCCACAAAGGUUUCAGCCUGCAAGCUUCAGGUGCUUCAACAGGUAAGUCUGUCAGCAACUCAGACACCUCAAUUAACAAUACAAUGUUAGUUCAACUCAGUUAAAGACACAGCCAUCAUGAUCAACCAAUCUUCAAAUAGACCCAGAGAUAAUCCGCCCGCCUUAUUCAUCAAAAGCAUCCCUUCCAUCAGCUCGGCCUGACUCCAUGUUUCCACAGUUUGAAAAUAAAUCCAGUCUCUGGAUUGCACCUCCUUGGAGUGUGGCUGCAUGAUGGCUAUUUUGAAGCCUGGCACUUGAAAGAUGAUCCGCUGGGGGGGCUGCAGGCUUUUAAUGCCUCUACAAGACAGAUUGCGCACGAAGGGAAUCAUCUUUCUCACAGCACACAGGGAAUUGCAUCACAGAGGCAAGGCAGUACAAAGGUUAAGCUUGGGCAGAUGGAGAAAUAAAAGUAUAUAUGACAGAUAAACUUAGGCUUUACACAAUUACAGCCGUCAAUCACUCGCUUCCAGGCAGCCACUCUGAAACAUCACCCUCCUGUGGAUAGAUCCAUUUACACCCCUAAGAUAACUAUGAUAUCAAGACACUUUAACUCAAUCUGAACUCGACUGAGAGCCCAUCACACAAUGUCUUUGAGUCACCCUGAAUCCUGACAAAACCAGUUCAAAUUAGAGGGAUUACCAGACUGAGUAUCGUGUGUCAGCCAGAAGUUUACCCCUGUUUAUAGGAAGGAGCCAUUUGACACCUAGCAUCUUGUUCAUUUGGGAAAAUACACAUCCUGUCCACUUAGCAAGGACUCUUUUUUUGUUUCUAGAUCUGCCAUGCCAUUUGGGGGAGCCAUGUCCAGUAAGAGAGUGAUCCCAGUGAUGACCUUUGAGCCGGUGGAGGCUCAAGAGCUGCCCAGCGUCGCUCUGGAACGCAUGUGUCGACGGCCAAACUUUAACCGAGCCCCCAAAGGAUGGGGACCUGAUUACAACCCUGAAUCUAGUGAACUAUGAAGGAAAAGGGGCUGACAUGUCAAAGACUAAAGUACAGAUGUAUGCUUGCAUUUCUCCUCUUAGAAAGAUGGUCCCACUGCUUCUCAGUGGACACUACAGGAGAGAAAAAUAACAGUUCUGCUUGAUAUAUGAAGUGGUUUGUUAUUGCUGAGUGUUAAAGUCAGCUGGAGGAAAUUCCAUAUGCUGGAUCUAACAAUAACAAAGUCCUUGAAAAUGGUGCAACAGGCUGAAAAGAUGUAACUACCCUUUGUUUGCAGAUUCAUUUCAUAUGUACAGCAUGAUCUCAUCAUGCUUCUCACCUCUCUCUCUUUUAACUGUCUGUCAUGUGAAAGAAGAUGUAGGAGCUUAAUGUGCUCCCAUUCAGUAGUUCAAAACGGUCUCAGUUUAAAGAAUAAUUUCCACCAUGAGAUGAUCAAUGACAAAACCGCAUCAUUUUAAUAAGAAGUGAAACAAUAUUUAAAGAAAGGUUUACAAUAAACUAAGUCAUUAUGUCAUGGAAUAUUGUGAAUGUGUUGCAUAAAAAAGUCAAUGUAAAUCAAAAAGUUUAAAAUGCUCCUCUCAAUUCUACUCCACCUGAUACACACAAUUUGACAAACACAAGUUGACGUUAUGGUUUACAUUUUUAUAUGUACAGUGGCUCCUACCACAAGAGCCUGUAUAACCAUCACACCCCGAUCACAGCGGCCAUUUUUUUUCUGUUUGAAGUCUUUUACGGUUUCAACUUUGAACUGCUCUGGUGCUGUUCUGCAUCUUUCUGUGAGAGGUGACAGAGUUAUUUUGUUGCGUCCUUGUUAUUGUCCCCAAGAAGACACAGAAUAUGCUGUUUAGGUCAUCCACUGCACUGCAGGUGGCAGAAUAAUAAAUCAGAUGUUACCCUGUCA